Molecule: messenger RNA, 1870 nt
Organism: Trematomus bernacchii (emerald rockcod)
Lineage: Eukaryota; Metazoa; Chordata; Actinopteri; Perciformes; Nototheniidae
Gene: bicdl2l
Product: bicaudal-D-related protein 2-like
Exons: 6
Coding region: 65-1435 (456 amino acids)
Biological process (GO): vesicle transport along microtubule; Golgi to secretory granule transport
Source: RefSeq, a predicted model, not a curated record
UUAGUCUGACAGUAUCUUCGGAGGGUGUAACUGACUUCUCCCUCUGACUUCUACCAAGCAGACCAUGAACCAGCCUUUCUCAGUCCUGAACGAGCGGCUGAGGCCUUCUUCCAACACCGGCACUCAUCUCUACUCCUCCCUGAACAGAAUGGAGGACAGACAGAUGGGCUCGCUCAGCCGCAGAAACCUAUUUUACCGACCCACAGUCGUGCCAACAGAACCAAAAGCCUCCUUGACCCAAACAGAACCAAAAGCCUCCUUGACCCAAACAGAACCAAAAGCCUCCUUGACCCAAACAGAACCAAAAGCCUCCUUGACCCAAACAGAACCAGAAGACCCGGAGGAGGCUGAAAGCACCUCGGAGGAGGGAGAUCAGGUCUCUGAUGAAGGGACUUUUGCAGAUCUGUUGAAAAACUCCUUCCUUAUCAAUGAGUUAAACUUAUCAGAUUUUGGAGAAGAUGAACCGGGUGAUGAGGACAGAAGCGCCUCCUCUUCUGAGGAGGAAGACCAACCAGGGGAGCUGAACUCAGAGGGGGCCGGGGACUCAGAGUCAGUGUCCUUGGACGAUGAAGGCAGGAGACCUUUUCAGAGAAACUACAUAAAUGGAGCUUUGCCAGACCUGAUCAACAGUGGCAGGCCGCUCAGCAGGCGCCGGACACUGGGACACGUCUCAGACACGCUAAAAGAAGUGCGAAGAGAGGUGGAGCUGUCCCGGAGAAGAAGUAUCAAGCUGAAGGCGCAGGUGGACAAACUCCAGGAGAGCAGAGAGGGGCCGGGAUGGAGCCAGCACAGAGAGAAGGUCACAGAGGAGGUUCAGUCAAUCCUGAAGCUGCUGCGCCAGCUCACAGAGUCCGAGUCCAGCCCACCUGAACCCCCCCGUGGGACAAACCGUCUAGAUGCUUCUCUGGCCCAGCUGCAGACAGUGGCCUGCAAACUGGCAUUGAGCCACAACAAACAGUCCAAAUCUGGAAAUGGAAAAGGAUCAGAGGAAAGCGCUAUCCUGCAGCAGGCGUUACGGGACAGAGACGACGCCAUAGAGAAGAAAAAGGCGAUGGAGGCCGAGCUGCUGCGAAGUAAAACGGACUUGAUGUUGCUGAACAACCAGCUGCUGGAGGCCGUGCAGAAACGCCUGGAGCUGUCACUGGAGCUCGAGAACUGGAAGGAGGACGUCCAGCAGAUGCUCCACCAGCAGCUGCAGGCCCAGCAGCAGGCGGAGGCCCAGAAGAAGCCCUCCCGCCUGGGCAUCCUGAGGAGGAGCAACAAACCACCCAUCCAGCGGCCGAACAACUUCCCCAUGUCUACGCCCGUCCCUCCCACAACCAACUCCAAACAAAUCUUCGUCCCCAGAUCUGCUGUUUCCACGGCUCCCAGCACGCCGCCCCCCCCAACGCCACUGGAUGGACAAGCUGAGGAGGCCGAAGAGCAGCCGCCAUGAGCCGGACGCAGUGGAGCCGCAGCCCGAGGGCGACAAAGGCUUCCAGGUCGUUUCACUGGAUUAAAACAGGGAUGACUUUCUACUGUACUUUCAUUCUGAUGCUCAAAGCUCGUGAUUUCAAGUACAAAAUGUGUGGCUUAUCAUCACUGUUGUAUGAAAACAUGCUUUGGAUCAUUGAGUCAUGUAUGUUUAAAAUGUCAAUGUGAUCAUAAACGAGCCAUGUAAUUGAUAAUAUUGUAACACUUGAAUGCUUAACUCUUAAUUUCCUGAAUAUCCUUGUUAUUUUGUAAAUAAAUCUAUUUCUUAAGCAAAGGCUCCUCCAAACCUGCUGCCGAGUCAAACCGCAGUUUAUUUGCCACCUCAUCACUUUAAAUGCUGCACUGUCUGCACUUUAGCUAGUUGCAUUUUCAAGAUUAAAGGAAAAAAAGAAAAACA